This is a messenger RNA of Pristis pectinata (smalltooth sawfish), 2517 nucleotides long. RefSeq names its product echinoderm microtubule-associated protein-like 3. Gene Ontology annotation, biological process: microtubule cytoskeleton organization. Gene Ontology annotation, cellular component: mitotic spindle. Gene Ontology annotation, molecular function: microtubule binding. NCBI's taxonomy places the organism in Eukaryota, Metazoa, Chordata, Chondrichthyes, Rhinopristiformes, Pristidae. The record is from RefSeq and is a predicted model, not a curated record. The transcript is spliced from 18 exons. The coding region runs from base 175 to 2517 and encodes 780 amino acids.
UCCCUCCCGUCCGAUCCGCCCUCUCGCAAUGGCCCCGCUUCCCCUGGCACCGUCCGGGCCCGGUGCUCGCUGAAGUGGGAUCUUGCUGUGCCUGAGACCCUCUUCCCCCCCUCCCCAUUCCCUCCCCCUUCCCCCUCCCCCUCCCCCAAGUCUCUCGCCAAAAUCUGCCCCGGGAUGGACGGCUCUUCGGCGCACAGUCUGGACGACGGCGUGUGUGUGGCUGGCGAUGGGGACGAGCAGGAGACGCGGCUCUCUGCGCUAGAGCUGCGAAUGCAGCAGCAAGACAACGAGAUCACCCUACUGAAGGCCGCCCUGGCUGACGCGCUCCGACGCAUCGGCUUCUACGACCAGCACUUCACCCGGUUACAGCCUACUCUUGCUGGAAGCGUUGCUUUUCCGCCCCCCCUGGGUCUGACCGGCCCGACUGUCGCCUCUGUCAGCAGUGACCAGACGUCCGUCCGAGACCAGACACCCGUCCAGGACCCGCCUCCCAGUGGCAGCACCAGCUGCCCCCCGAGCCGGCGGACGAACCAGCCGGGGGCCGAGGCUCCGGCCUCCGCGGACCCCUCCUCUCCGGGCCCAGAGCGUCCCCCCGCCUCUGGCGGGGACCGGGACGGGCGGGAGGAGUCCCGGGCUGAAGACGGGCGAGCGCCGCGGCCUCCAGACGGGGUAGGCCUGAGUAGGCCGCAGCCUGCCCCUCCGACGGCAGCUCGGGCCCCGCAGGCCGGGCUGGAAGAUCCAGCGUCCCAACCCGGUGCCGAGAACGUCGACCCUAUCCCGGCCGCUGUCGGGGUCCAGGAGGGGGGCCGGGGGGCAGCCGAGGCCCAGGAGUCCGGCCUGUCAGAGCCUGAGGCCUACCCGAGCCCGUGGGGGGCCGAAGCCUCCAAUGGGCCUGGCGCCCCUCCUCUGGCCUGCCUGGGGCGUCAAGUGCCACCUGUCCCGGAGGAAGAGCUGGGGUCCCAGCAAUUGGAUCUCCACCCAUCGCCGCUUGAAGCCGCCAUCAAGAAGAAAGUGCUGCUGAGACGCUGCAGCACGUCGGAUAAGCUCAGGGGGCCGCGGGAUGGCGUGUUGGAGAACCACAGGCCCAGACUGGCCAAGAAGUCGGCGUCGUCACAGAGUCUGCUCUCCAAGGGGAGGAACAUGGACAGUCGGAACAAGGAGCCACCCCAGAGCCCAGUGGCCACAUCGCGUCGUGGGUUCUACAAUCAAGAGGGGAUCUCCAUCAAGAUGUUCCUGCGAGGCCGUCCUAUCACCAUGUACGUCCCGCUCCAGGCCCACAACUACGAGGAGCUGAAGAUGGAGCUGCCAGUGGAGAAACUCAAACUGGACUGGGUUUACGGUUACCGCGGGCGAGAUUCCCGCGACAACCUGCACCUCCUGCCCUCAGGGGAGGUGGUGUACUUCAUCGCCUGCGUCGUAGUCCUGUACAGCAUCGAGGACCAAACGCAGCGGCACUACCUCAGGCACACGGACUGCGUCCGCUGUUUGGCCAUCCAUCCGGACGGAGUACGGAUCGCUUCCGGUCAAGCCGCAGGGGUCGACAAAGACGGCAAGCCCCUGCUGCCGUGCGUCCACAUCUGGGACUCGGUCACCCUGCAGACCCUGCAGCACAUCGGGAUGGGCAGCUUCGAGCGAGGGGUCGGAUCCCUCGCCUUCUCUAAGGCUGACUCCGGAGCCUUCCUGUGCAUCAUCGACGAUUCCAACGAGCACCUGAUGUCGGUGUGGGACUGUACCCGGGGCACGAGACAGGCCGAGGCCAAGACCACCAAUGAGGCAGUGCUGGAAGUGGAGUUCAACCCGGCAGACUCCUCCUGCAUCGUGUCCUGCGGCAAGUCCCACGUCUACUUCUGGACGUGGAGUGGCUCCAGUCUCACCAAGAAGCAGGGGAUCUUUGGGAAGUACAAGAAGCCAAAGUUUAUCCAGUGCUUCGUGUUCCUGCGGAGCGGGGAGGUGCUGACCGGCGACUCCGAGGGCAACAUCCUGGUCUGGGGCAAAGCAGCGGCCGAUACCAAGACGCUGGGCAAGGGGGCAAAAGAGACCUAUCAGAUCGCCCGUCAGGUGAGAGCUCACGAGGGCAGCAUCUUUACCCUGUGCGUCGGCAGGGACGGGGGGCUGCUCAGCGGUGGCGGCAAGGACAGGAAGGUCAUCCUGUGGGGAGCUGACCUCACCCCCGAGAGGGAGACCGAGAUCCCUGAGCGGUACGGGGCAGUGCGGACACUACUGGAGGGUCCAGCCGAGGAGCUGCUGAUCGGGACCACAAGGAACGCCAUCCUGAGGGGCAGUCUGAGCCAACCCUUCACCCCCAUCGUGCAGGGUCACACGGACGAGCUGUGGGGAUUGGCCACUCACCCGUUCCAUGACCUGUUCCUGACCUGUGCGCACGACAGGCAGGUGUGUGUGUGGGACCAGGAGCAGCACACGCUGGCAUGGAGCAAGAUGCUGGAGGGGACUGGGCUGUGUGCCGAUUUUCACUGCAGUGGGACAGUGGUGAUUGUUGGACUCCAGAACGGCAGGUAA